GGAGCCUAGACUAGUGUACUGUACAUGUGCCCGCUUGCAUCAGCCGGAGUCAGGCUGAUCUCAACUACUGCUCUACCCAGUAAAUUCCCAGUCCUUCCUGCUUCCAACUGUCUAGCCACCCAGGGACACUUUCUCGCCCAGCCAUGUCUUUCGAUCGCUUAGAUUCGCUAGAGUCGCAGCCUACGACUCUGCGCCGCGCAGAUGACCCACACUAUCGUGAUGACCCUGAGUUUGACCGCUUGACUGAGAGUCUCUCCAACCGCCUCUUUACCCUCACCUCAAACAUCACUCGUUUAUCAGACCAGAUCGCUCUUCUGGGUACGCGUCGAGACACCGAGCGGGUGCGCGAACGGGUUCACAACCUAUUGGAGCAGACCCGUGUGGGUUUUAAGGAUGUAGGGGAGGGGAUCAAGAAAGUAACUACGUGGGAAGACGUCAAUCCUUCUCAAAAAUGGACCCAGCAGAAGCUCUCUUCCGAAUUUAGAGCUACAUUGGAGGAAUUCCAGACCGUCCAGCGUCGUGCCCUGGAGAAGCAGCGAGCGUCUGCAGUGGCUGCUCGCACAGCCGUGGAAGACGGCGAGCAUGCGGCCGAAGAUGGCUUCCAGCAACAGCAAGAGCAGCUUCUCGAACAACAACCUCGACUGGCGAACCAAGACGAAGUGGACUUCCAGGAGUCUUUGAUCAUCGAGCGGGAGGCGGAAAUCCGCAAUAUUGAGCAGAGCGUCGGCGAGCUGAAUGAGCUCUUCCGCGAUGUCGCUCACAUCGUCCAUGAGCAAGGAGGCCAGCUCGAUAUCAUCAGUGAAAAUGUUGAAAGAGUCGGAGAUGACACUCGCGGUGCCAAUGUGGAGCUGCGAAGCGCCAGCAGGUACCAGAAGAAUGCGCGGAACAAGGCCUGCUGUCUUCUGGUCAUUUUGGCCGUGAUCUUGCUGAUCAUUGUCCUUGCCGUGGUGCUGGGGUGAUUUUCGCCGGCUCCCGAGGCCCACCUCUAGUCUGCAACAUCGCUGGUUGAUCCAGCGUGGUUCGCAGCGUUCCCUCUCUUUUGAUGAUAUCCUUCCCAUGUACGUUUUAUUUGUAUGCGUAUGUUUCCACUCGUUUUGCAGGCGCUUGUCGUCUUCACUCAUGACUCUCUUAAUGAAUGACCGGCGCAUAUGGAGCAGAGGAUGUUUAUCUAUCUACAACGUUCGUACUGUCUUUCUAUGCUUGAUAUCAUACAUAGCUUCUGUUAUACAUGGAUUGUACACUGAAAUGAAUUUACCCAAGAGACCCGAAACUCCUUGUGUUCGCCUGUACACGUGCACCAUAAAUCAAUGAGCAGAAUGCGAUGGACUGCCUACAGUCCCGCGAACUUGCUGAACCGCAUACGGCAGCCCUCCCAGGUGUUCAUCUUAGGCCGGACG
Molecule: messenger RNA, 1397 nt
Organism: Aspergillus japonicus CBS 114.51
Lineage: Eukaryota; Fungi; Ascomycota; Eurotiomycetes; Eurotiales; Aspergillaceae
Product: SNAP receptor PEP12
Exons: 2
Coding region: 144-959 (271 amino acids)
Biological process (GO): intracellular protein transport; Golgi to vacuole transport; vesicle fusion
Cellular component (GO): membrane; endomembrane system; SNARE complex
Molecular function (GO): SNAP receptor activity; SNARE binding
Source: RefSeq, a predicted model, not a curated record